Messenger RNA from Triticum dicoccoides, 1270 nucleotides. RefSeq lists its product as uncharacterized. Gene Ontology annotation, molecular function: transcription cis-regulatory region binding; protein heterodimerization activity. NCBI's taxonomy places the organism in Eukaryota, Viridiplantae, Streptophyta, Magnoliopsida, Poales, Poaceae. Gene Ontology annotation, biological process: regulation of DNA-templated transcription. Gene Ontology annotation, cellular component: nucleus. The transcript has 2 exons. The record is from RefSeq and is a predicted model, not a curated record. Bases 87 to 995 code for a protein of 302 amino acids.
UCCAUCUUCCCACUCAUCGCAACCCACCUCUGGCUUCCAAGUCUAUACAUAAUAUAGGGACCGAGCUUGCGGUUUUGCCAAGGGUGAUGGGGACCGAGCAAGGGAACGAAGGAACGGGAGCGGGGGAGGGGCGCGUGGAGGUGCGCACGGGGCCGAGGCCAGCGCUGCCGGCGCCGCAGCAGCGGGCGGUGGACGGGUUCUGGAGGGAGCGGCAGGAGGAGAUGGAGGCGACGGUGGACUUCAACGACCGCAUACUGCCCAUGGCCCGCCUCAAGAGGCUCAUCCGCGCCGAGGAGGACGGCAUGAUGAUCGCCGCCGACACGCCGGCGUACCUGGCCAAGCUCUGCGAGCUCUUCGUGCAGGAGCUCGCCGUGCGCGCCUGGGCGUGCGCCCAAUCCCACCACCGCCGCAUCAUACUGGAAUCGGACAUCGCCGAGGCCAUCGCCUUCACCGAGUCGUACGACUUCCUCGCCACCGUGCUCCUCGAGCACCAACGGGAGGCGCGGCUGGCCGGCCGUGCUGCUAUCCCGACAACGGUUCCGGUGACGGCGGCGAGGGCAAGGCUCAUCACCAGGAAGCGCCACAUGCCGGACCCGAAUCCUCCACGGCCGGUGCAUGGGGUGCGGAGAAUUCGUCCUCGUGCGCUUCCUAUCCCGCCGCCGUCGGACUUUCGCUACGUGCCGGUUCCAUUUCCGUUCCCCUCGGCGCCGAUAGGAGCCGCAGCGAUGGCGGAGGGGCUGAUGAUUCUCCCACCCAUCAACCACGCGACUACCGAGCGCGUGUUCUUCCUGGACAGGAACAGCGGCACUGACUUCGCAGGUGAAAACUCUGCUGCUGAAACUAUAGCAUCUCCGCCUCCUCCGGCAGGGCCUGCAGGAGCAGUGGCGCUGCCCACUGUCCAUCCUGCUGCUUACUACUUGUGCGCUUACCCGGUGACCAACGACGUUGAGGCCUUUGCCGUUGGCAACACUGAUCCUGAUGUCGACCAACACUGACCUGGUCCAGAGGAUUUCAUCGUCGACCAAGAUGUUCUCGACGACGUCUUCGCCAACCCGAGCAGCAGCGCAAGCAGCGACUGAACCGAAAGAAGAUCAGAGCGGGACGCAGCAUCGGUUGAUUCAUCUAUCGUCUCUCGACCUGCUACUCUAUGCUAGCCGCUAUAUCGGUUAAUAAAUUUGGGAAUAAGUUUGUGUUCGUGCGUGUGACAUGGACUGUAUGGUUCGCCCUGAAUUUAUCGUAUUGCAAUAUAUAGCCGUGAUUGUGUGUACUC